AUGGAUUCAGGACAUGGACUCUCUGUUUCUGCUGAGCCAGGACUGACUCAUGACAUCCCUGUAUCCCGCACGUCGGUCCGGCCAAAAGCCCGCAAUCAAGUGACUGGGAGGUGCAAGGGAGGCGGUUUGGAGUCGCCUCCAACAAAUAAGCUCCACAUGUCCACUCCGGGAGAACGGAAGUUCUCCCAAACACUCAUGGGACCAUAG
Molecule: messenger RNA, 207 nt
Organism: Necator americanus (New World hookworm)
Lineage: Eukaryota; Metazoa; Nematoda; Chromadorea; Rhabditida; Ancylostomatidae
Exons: 1
Coding region: 1-207 (68 amino acids)
Source: RefSeq, a predicted model, not a curated record